CAAAGGAGGUUGGCAGACAACGCGCGGGCCAUUUUCUAAAGAAAAAAAGUGUUCUUAGUAAAAAAAUAUGUCUGAUUCUGCAGUUGCAACGUCCGCUUCUCCAGUGGCUGCCACGCCCGCGUCAGUUGAGAAGAAGGUGGCCCCAAAAAAGGCAUCUACAUCUGCCACAAAGGCAAAGAAAGCCACUGCGACGCCGUCACAUCCGCCAACUCAGCAAAUGGUAGACGCUUCCAUUAAAAACUUAAAGGAACGUGGUGGCUCAUCACUUUUGGCCAUAAAAAAAUAUAUCACUGCCACUUAUAAAUGCGACGCCCAAAAGCUAGCUCCAUUCAUCAAGAAGUACUUAAAAUCGGCUGUGGUUAAUGGAAAACUUAUCCAAACAAAGGGAAAGGGUGCAUCUGGAUCAUUCAAACUGUCGGCUUCCGCCAAGAAAGAUAAGGAUCCGAAGGCAAAAUUAAAGGUUUUGUCUGUUGAGAAAAAAGUGCAAAGCAAGAAGGUAACCUCCAAGAAGACUGGUGCCUCCGCCAAAAAAACUGCCGCUGGGGCUGCUUCUUUUUCUUGUCGGUCUUGGUGAUGUUCUUCUGAGCCUUGCCAGCCUUCUUGGCUGCCUUUCCACUAGUUUUCGGCGGCAUUAUUCACUUCACUUAUAAUUUCACAAACACAAUUCACUUAUUGUAAUGUGGGCUCCGAAUGCGU
Drosophila erecta is the source of this 696-nucleotide messenger RNA. Its product is annotated as histone H1-like. Gene Ontology annotation, biological process: chromosome condensation; nucleosome assembly; negative regulation of DNA recombination. Gene Ontology annotation, cellular component: nucleus; nucleosome. The record is from RefSeq and is a predicted model, not a curated record. Bases 68 to 574 code for a protein of 168 amino acids. NCBI's taxonomy places the organism in Eukaryota, Metazoa, Arthropoda, Insecta, Diptera, Drosophilidae. The transcript has a single exon. Gene Ontology annotation, molecular function: double-stranded DNA binding; nucleosomal DNA binding; structural constituent of chromatin.